This is a messenger RNA of Apis dorsata (giant honeybee), 880 nucleotides long. It is a transcript of the gene Polr3H, whose product is annotated as DNA-directed RNA polymerase III subunit RPC8. Gene Ontology annotation, cellular component: RNA polymerase III complex. Gene Ontology annotation, molecular function: DNA-directed RNA polymerase activity; DNA binding. Bases 225 to 836 code for a protein of 203 amino acids. Gene Ontology annotation, biological process: DNA-templated transcription; transcription initiation at RNA polymerase III promoter. NCBI's taxonomy places the organism in Eukaryota, Metazoa, Arthropoda, Insecta, Hymenoptera, Apidae. The transcript has 5 exons. The record is from RefSeq and is a predicted model, not a curated record.
AAGCAUCUUAAAGCAUAUGUAUUAGAGGUUAUAUUGACAAUAAUGCAGUUUUCUUCGUUGUACAUUAUACUCAAUACGAAAAUACGCAAUAUAUUUUUGAUAAAAUAUAUUCAUAUAUACUUACAUUCGUAUAUUUGCCAAUAUAGAUAUAUGAGAGUGAAUUAAUACAAUAAAUAUUAAUUAUUUUUAUAUUUUAAAAUUACUUGUUGUUUUAUAGUAGACUAAUGUUUGUUCUUGCGGAAUUGAAAGACACAGUUAGGAUUCCACCAGUGGAAUUCAAGCAAAAAUUAAACGAUGCUAUUACAGAUGAACUUAAUAGAAAGUUAGCUAAUAAGGUUUAUCUUAAUGUUGGCCUUUGUAUUGCUCUUCAUGACAUUACGAAAAUUGAAGAAUCAUAUAUUUUUCCCGGCGAUGGUGCAUCUCAUACCAAAGUAAUAUUUCGUUAUAUUGUAUUUCGUCCAUUUAUGGAGGAAAUAUUAAUAGGAAAAAUACGUAGUUGUAGCAUUGAUGGUGUCCAUGUAACAUUAGGGUUUUUUGAAGAUAUUGUGAUUCCACCUCACAAAUUGCAACAUCCAUCAAGAUUUGAUCAAAUGGAACAAGCAUGGGUAUGGGAAUAUGAUACAGGAGAUGGUGAAAAACAUGAUUUAUUUAUGGAUGCAGGAGAAAUUAUACGAUUCAGAGUAGUAAGUGAAACAUUUACAGAAGCCUUACCUACAGGACCAAACAUAUCUGGGGAGACUGAAACAUCAGAAGCUAAAAAUAUAUCUCCAUAUACUUUAGGAGGUGCUAUUGAUGAACCAGGUCUUGGAUUGCUUACAUGGUGGGAAAAUACUUAAGAAUAUAAAAAUAAAUUCAGAUCAAUAAAUUUUUAUUCACAGCA